AUGGUCCAGUUCUUCCAGGACACAGAUCCUAAAGGUCAUCCCUGCACCCUCAACAGCUCAGAGGGAGGAGCCAGACCAGCAGUGCCUGAUGCCCCGCCCUCUUCUGCCCUGAGCAGGUGGCUCCAUAAUGAAGUGGCUGAGGCCCUGGUACACUUCAGGGUCACUCCUCUGCUGCUCUGGUCUGGGGUGUGUCUGUUCAUUUCUGGUCACUCUCAGGCCAGGCCCUCCCAGCACUUCUCUUCCCCAGAGUUGGUGAUCCCCUUGAAGGUGACUGGCUGGGGCAGAAAUGCAAAGGUUCCAGGCUGGCUCUCCUAUAGCCUGCGAUUUGGGGGCCAAAGACACAUUGCCCACAUGAAGGUCAAGAAGUUCUUAGUUUCCAGACCCCUCCCAGUGUUCACCUACACAGACCAGCGUUCCCUCCAGCAGGAUCAGCCUUUUGUUCCUGAUGACUGCUACUAUCACGGCUAUGUGGAGGGUGUUCCCAAGUCCCUGGUUGCCCUCAGUACCUGUUCUGGAGGUUUUCGAGGAAUACUACAGAUAAAUGAUCUUGCUUAUGAAAUUGAACCAGUUAGGUUUUCUGCCACAUUUGAACACCGGGUGUAUAGAAUAGACAUCGAUGAUGCUCAGUUCCCACGGAUGAGAUGUGGGUUAACGGAAGAGGAGAUAGCACGCCAGUUGGAGCUGCAGGAGUUGCGUAAUUUCACUCUGAUGCAAAGUUCUUACACAGGCUGGUGGACCCACUUGCGGUUUCUUGAGCUGGUAGUGGUUGUGGACAAUCUUCGAUUCAUUCACUCGGGAAGCAAUGUAUCAGUAAUACAAAAUGAGAUAGCUAAUGUUGUCAACGUAAUAAAUAGCCUGUAUCACCCUUUGGAUGUUCAUGUAAUUUUAACUGGGCUUGAAAUCUGGACUGAAGGAAACCUAAUUGCCACUGAUAACAUGGAUACAAUGUUGGAGGAUUUUGCUUUUUGGAAGUUUUUUAACCUUGAUAACCGACUGCCACAUGAUGCAGCCCAUCUUUUGGUAAAGAAAUCAUUUGGCAGGCAGCUUGGACUUGCCUAUGUUGCUGGAGUAUGCCAGUAUCCUCUUAAUUGUGGAGUUGCUGCUUUUGAAGAUGAUAGUCUGUAUGAUUUUGCAGUUAUUGUUACCCAUGAACUUGGUCAUAAUUUAGGUAUGCUGCAUGAUAAUCAAUCUUGUGUGUGUGAACUUCAGUUUUGCAUAAUGUAUCCUGCCAAAAUGGUAACGAAUAAAUUCAGCAACUGUAGUUAUGCCGAGUUUUGGAACAAUGUGAUGAGGAAUGGGGUUUGUCUUUACUCUCCUCCAAAUCCAGCAAAUAUUGUUAGGAUAAAGUCUUGUGGGAACCUAGUGGUCGAAGAAGGAGAAGAGUGUGACUGUGGAACCAUAGGCCAGUGUGCACGUGAUCGCUGCUGUCUGCCAGAUUGCACUCUGAAGCCUGGAGCUGCUUGUGCUUUUGGGUCUUGCUGCAAAAAAUGCAAGGUCAGGUCAGCAGGGACUUUGUGCAGAAAACAGAUCAAUCAAUGUGACCUUCCAGAGUGGUGCAAUGGGACAUCGCAUCAGUGCCCAGAAGAUGUAUAUGUGCAGGAUGGGCUUCCCUGUAGUGACAGUGCCUACUGCUAUAAAAAGAACUGUGUUAACCAUGAUGAACAGUGCAGGGAGAUUUUUGGCAAAGAUGCAAGGAGUGCAUCUCUGAGUUGCUACGAAGAAAUCAACACCCAAGGAAAUCGAUUUGGUCACUGUGGUAUCAGCGACAUAGAGUACAUAAAAUGUGCAGUCUCUGAUAUCCUGUGUGGGAGAGUUCAGUGUGAAAAUGUGCGAGUAAUUCCUAAUCUGAUUGAACAUUCCACAGUGUAUCAGUUUUACGUCAAUGACACCACUUGCUGGGGCACCGAUUAUCACAUAGGAAUGUCCAUACCUGAUAUCGGUCAGGUGAAAGAUGGCACAAUGUGUGGUCAAAAAAAGAUAUGUAUUGAUAGCAGGUGUGUCAAUAUGGUUCCUUUGUCACAAACCUGUCAUCCUGAGACCUGCCACAUGAAGGGGAUCUGCAAUAAUAAGCAACAGUGCCACUGCAACCCUGGAUGGGCACCUCCUUACUGCAAGGAUGAAGGCAAUGGAGGUAGUAAUAGUAGCGGCCCACCUGAUAAUUCCCAAGAUGAUGAGGAAGAUGAGGCAGAUGAGCCAGAACAGGCAGAAGGGGCAGAACAGACAAAAAUAGAGAAAACUCAACUGUGGCUUAUUCCUUUGAUUUGUUUAUUUGUAUGUUUCUUCCUUGUGCUAUGUAAGAAGAGUAUAAGGAAAAAGGAGCCAGAAAUGAUGACAGAAGAAGGAAUGGAAGAAGAGGAGGUGGAGGAAGAAAGUGACUAA
Dama dama (fallow deer) is the source of this 2379-nucleotide messenger RNA. RefSeq names its product ADAM metallopeptidase domain 20 (gene ADAM20). The record is from RefSeq and is a predicted model, not a curated record. Gene Ontology annotation, biological process: male gonad development; proteolysis. Gene Ontology annotation, cellular component: external side of plasma membrane; sperm head plasma membrane; plasma membrane. Gene Ontology annotation, molecular function: metalloendopeptidase activity. Lineage: Eukaryota; Metazoa; Chordata; Mammalia; Artiodactyla; Cervidae.